CAAAACCCCCAAAUCGAGAGAGGGUUUAAAGAAACUUCGAUUUCGAUCAAUUCAAAGUCUCUUUUCUUGAAGUGAUCGGCAAGAGAUGGCGGUGGAGGAUGAAGGAGCUUCUCAACCACCGGUGACUACUACUGCGGCGGCGACGACAACAGAGAGGGCUAUCGCGAGGCUGAGUCGGUUUCCUAACAUGGAGCACAUUUGUGAUAACUACGGAGAUCUGAAACUGGAAUUUAGCUCGUCCGUGUUAAGCUCGCUAGAGAAGUACUUGCCGCCGGAAAUGCUCACGGCGAACAGAGAAGCGAAGGCCAAAUUCAUGUCUGACAUUUUGCGCAAGUACAUUUCCCGCAGCGAAUGUUUCAUUGCUAAAUGGCGCAAUUACUAUUGGCAGAGGAUAAAUUCCGAAUAUAAGCCACUCUACAGGGGAUGGUGUAAUUUUGAUCCCGAAUUGUUUCUGCUUCCGGCUUUCCGGAACGCGAUCAGCGAAAACACUGAGGAAAGCUUCAGACGCAUCAUUUCUGAACCGUUUCCUGGUGUUCUUGUCUUUCAAAUGUUUCAGCCUGACUUCUUUGAGAAAUUGAUACUAGAGGUAGAAAAUGUCAGAAAGUGGGCUCAUGAGAAAAAAAUUCCGAUCAGGAGACCAAACAAAACAAUAUUCUUCCCUGAAGUGUGUGGAGCAAUGUUUGACUCUCAUUAUGGAUUUUUUAUUGAAAAUGGUGAAGAUAAGGAUGCUGAAUUAGGCUGUCGUGUGGAUGAUUCAGAAAUAACAUUGGAUGUUUGUUUGAGGAAACAAUUUGAGGGAGGGGAAAUAUCUUUCGUAGGCACACGAUGCCAGAAACAUUACGAAACAAAUAUAAAGCCAGAGGGUCAAGCUAUACUUCACCGUGGCCGCCACCGCCAUGGUGCCAGAGCCACCACAGCAUCUUGUUAUCGGGCCAAUAUGAUUCUUUGGUGCAGAAACUCUUUGUUUAGAGAGAUGGAAACUUAUAAGAAGGAAUUCCCAGAGUGGUGCGAUGAAUGCGCCCAUGAAAAGAAAGAAAAGGAAAGCCAGAGUCUUGCUGCCAAAAGAAAGGGGAUGAUUAGAAUUGUGGGUGGAGGCAAAGCACAAUGAAACAUAACACAUCAUAGCUUACUAUUGGUCAAGCCCUGAAGUAUUUGCUUUGACCUUUUUUGAAUCUUUACUUGAGAAACUGAGUAUAUGUAGAAUCAUCUGAUGUAAAUACGUCUUUGUAUAUUGAAUCUUCUUGUCUCUCACACUACUAAGUACAUGACAUUUACUUGUACAAGGAACCAUAUAAUGUAGAUCUGAUUCCUAUAGUUUUUUUUCUUGACUUUUUUGGAUUGAAGAUAGUUUACUUGUUAUAACUAGGAAAUAUUGGUAUGGGUAUUUUUUUUGGAUAUCUUGUGUUAUAUGUAGAUCGCAGGAUAGUACGGCAUUAAAAUAGCGAAGCGUAU
This is a messenger RNA of Arabidopsis arenosa, 1452 nucleotides long. The record is from the annotation of a GenBank genome assembly. NCBI's taxonomy places the organism in Eukaryota, Viridiplantae, Streptophyta, Magnoliopsida, Brassicales, Brassicaceae.